Peronospora matthiolae is the source of this 1278-nucleotide messenger RNA. NCBI's taxonomy places the organism in Eukaryota, Oomycota, Peronosporomycetes, Peronosporales, Peronosporaceae. The record is from the annotation of a GenBank genome assembly.
AUGGUCCUAUCGGCUGUGUUCAUCACGGACCUCAAGGGCAAGGUCAUCAUCUCGCGCAACUUCCGCGGAGACAUCCCCAUGUCUGCGUCGGCCAAGUUCACGCGAUACGUACAGGAAAAAGAGGACUCGGAGCAGCGUCCAGUGUUCACGGAAGAUGGCUUCACUUUUGUCUAUCUUAAGCAUAAUAAUUUGUACCUCAUGACCGUGACCAAGACGAACUCGAACGUGGCGCUUAUGCUCAUGUACCUCACGCGCAUUUGCCAAGUGUUCCGAGUCUACUUUGGAGAGCUGGAGGAGGAAAGCAUUCGAGAUAACUUUGUCAUUAUCUUUGAGCUGCUGGACGAGACGAUGGACCACGGAUACCCACAGACCACAGAAGCUCGGAUCCUGCGCGAGUAUAUCACUCAGGAAGGGCACAGACUAGAGGCAGCUCCUCGCCCGCCGACGGCGCUGACCAACGCCGUGUCGUGGCGUAGCGAAGGCAUCAAACACCGCAAGAACGAGAUCUUCCUGGAUGUUGUGGAGAAGCUUAAUCUCCUUGUCUCGAGCAACGGCACUGUGCUGCACUCGGAGAUCAUUGGAGCUGUUAAGAUGAAGAGUUUCCUGUCAGGCAUGCCAGAGCUCAAGCUCGGGCUGAAUGACAAGGCACUGUUUGAAGCUACAGGGCGGUCGUCCAGCAAGGGGAAAGCCGUCGAGAUGGAGGACAUUAAGUUUCACCAGUGUGUGCGUCUCGCUCGCUUUGAGUCCGACCGAACGAUCUCGUUCAUUCCGCCUGACGGAGAAUUCGACCUGAUGACGUACCGUUUGGCAACGCACGUGAAGCCGCUGAUUUGGGUCGAAGCUGUCGUGGAACCCCAUUCGCGCUCACGUAUCGAGUACAUGGUGAAGGCCAAGUCACAGUUCAAGAGCCGCAGUAUUGCCAACAACGUGGAGAUUGUGAUCCCUGUACCACCUGAUGUCGACUCGCCCAGCUUUAAGUGCAGUAUCGGAUCGGUCACGUACGUGCCUGACCGCGACGCCAUUGUCUGGUCAAUUAAGCAGUUCAAUGGCUCUCGCGAGUACCUCAUGCGUGCACACUUUGGACUUCCAAGUGUCGACAAUCAUGAGGCUACAGACGAUUGGAAGGCGCCGAUCCAAGUCAAGUUUGAGAUUCCCUAUUUCACGGUGUCGGGCAUUCAGGUGCGCUACCUCAAGAUCAUCGAAAAGAGCGGGUACCAGGCACUGCCGUGGGUCCGCUACAUCACCCAGAACGGUGAUUACCAGUUACGCAUGUCUUAG